Molecule: messenger RNA, 1584 nt
Organism: Saccharomycodes ludwigii
Lineage: Eukaryota; Fungi; Ascomycota; Saccharomycetes; Saccharomycodales; Saccharomycodaceae
Gene: RQT4
Product: Rqt4p
Exons: 1
Coding region: 1-1584 (527 amino acids)
Biological process (GO): regulation of DNA-templated transcription
Cellular component (GO): nucleus
Molecular function (GO): zinc ion binding
Source: RefSeq, a predicted model, not a curated record
AUGACAAAGAAAGAGGCUAUUGCUUAUGCAGUUGAGGAAAUACCACAAAUAUUACCCUAUUUAGAAAAGGAUAAUGUUAUAGAUUUAUGCAAUCAAAUUCUAGCAAAAAAUACUGAUCAUGAUACCAUAGCAAACGCUUUUGUUGAUAUUUUAGGUGCGAGCGAUGCUUCCUUUAGCUUUAUUUUUGAGUUUAAUAAAAAGUUAAACCAAAUAGAGUCUUCUUCUCAAAAUAAAGAGGUUCUUUUGAAUCCUAAUUCUACAAAUUUGUCCAUGGAUAAAAAUAAUAGCCAUUCACAGGUUAAUACCAACACAGUUGUUUCACAAAAAUCAUUUGCACAGGCCGCAGAACAGGAUAAUCUAACUAUUAAAGAUUCAAGAGAGGAUUCCCAUGAAGUAAACAAAGAGGGAGAAAAAGACCAAAUAAAAGACAGUUCUGUGGAUAAUUCCAAGCAACUGAAUAAAAAGACAAAUAGAAAGAUCAAACAACAAAAGAUAGAUAACUUAAACGAUAUAGAAGACUUUUUAAAAGAACUGGAGCUAAAUAGCUCCAAAAAAAACAAUAAAAAUUGGGCCUGCAAUUGCCAAGGAACAAGACAUGAUUUAUUUGAGUUGGUACCUAACUGUUUAUCUUGCGGUAAAAUAAUUUGUGUCAAGGAGGGAUUACAUAUGAAUAAUUGUUCUUAUUGCGGUAAAGAAUUGCUACCCUUGAAAGAAAGAAUUAAAUUAAUUGAGUUAAUUGAUUCUGAAAAACAACAAAUAAAUGACUCUUUAAAAACAUCGUUACCACAAAAAACGACACAAAAAAAGCCACAUUAUUUUAAAAUUCAAUCAGGUAAGGGUAAAAAUCUUUUUGAAGAACAAGAAAAAUUGUUUGACCAAGUGGAAAGGGAAAGAGAACGUGCCAGAAAGAGGGAACACGUUUUAAGAGAUGCAGAAACAGAAAAGGAAAGACAAAGAAAAAUUGACGAUUUGGAAAACAACGAUCCGGAUUUAAUCAAGGCCAGAGAUAGAUUAAAAACUUUAUUACAUUAUCAGGAUACAUCCGCAGAAAGGACUAAAAUUAUUGAUAAUGCCAGUGAUUAUGAUAUUUCGUCCAACGAUAAUAACGAACUCUGGGGUUCUUCAUUUGAAAAGGCCUUAAACAUUAAAAGGCAGCAAAGAAACUUAAAGAAAUUGGAGAAAUUGGAAAUGGAAAGAAAGGGAAGAGGUAAGUUGGUUCUUGAUUUGACUGUGGGCAAAAAUGGGAAAGCUGUUUUAAGACAAAAAGUUCCGGUAAUUAAUAAAGAUCAUUUAAGCUUUGCACAGGAUGAUGAAAUAAUUGAUGAUGAAAACAAUUCUGAUUUAAUAGAAAUUCAAAGGCUGAAGGAAAAAAUCAAUGAAGAGAAAAAAUCCCAUUCAAAUAAGUUAACAAGUUCAGUUUGGGAUUAUGAAAAGGAACAACUGAAGUUUAAGAGACCUUUUUAUGUAGAAACCACUAAUAUUAUACCCAAAAAGGAAUCUGAAAGCAAAAAGGAAUGGAAGCCUAAAGUUCAAUUGAAUACAGAAGAUACUAAUUUAGAGGACAAUAUUAUUGCAGUUCUUUAA